Molecule: messenger RNA, 3900 nt
Organism: Paramuricea clavata
Lineage: Eukaryota; Metazoa; Cnidaria; Anthozoa; Malacalcyonacea; Plexauridae
Source: the annotation of a GenBank genome assembly
GCCCUCACUGCAUAUUUUGAACCAGAAAAAAAUCGAAUCUAUCAAACAUAUAUGUUUAGACAAGCAUCUCAACAAGAUAAUGAAACCAUCGACGAAUUUCACACACGCUUGAGACGAUUAGCAAAACAUUGUGAGUUCGUGGAUGUUGAAUUCGAAAUCAAAAUGCAAAUUGUGUGCAACGGUACAUCCUCGAGACUGCGUAAGAAAGCGUUAAAAGAAAGCAAUUAUUCACUCAAAGAUAUGUUGAUCGAUGGUCGAAAAUCAGAAACCUGCAGUGCACAAGCCAGUGGCAUGGAAGAAAAAUUUAAGGAUGUACAACUUAAUCAAGUUGAGAGAAAACCUGCUCAAUCUAAGUGCUAUAACUGUGGAUUUGCUUACCCUCAUUUGGAUCGUCCUUGUCCGGCCGAAAAUUCAACUUGUAACUCGUGUGGCAUACUUGGUCAUUUCUCUAGAGUGUGUCGAAAGAAAGAAUCGCGUCGUUUUUCCAAGCCACAAAUAGCACAAGAAUCGCCUCGACAACGAGAACAACCAAAAGACCCGUUUAAAUCCGAAUCCACGAGAAACAAGCGAAGAAAUCGUGUACGGGCUGUCAACAAACAUCUCGAUUCAUCGACGGAGACCAGUUCUGAGGAAGAUUAUGUUUAUACUGUGGAAAACAAAAGCGACCCAAAGACGAGAGCAAAAAUACGAGUUAAUUCUGUUGAAAUCAAUUUCAUUGUUGACACGGGAGCGACAGUUGACGUUAUCGACUCCAAAACCUAUGAUCGCCUCAAAUCCAGCGUCAAAUUAUGCAAAAGUACGACCAAGAUAUUCGCUUAUGGUUCAACCAAACCACUACCUCUUAAAGGUGAAUUUCAGGCAACGGUAGAAUCGAACAAACGUUAUACUGUUUCUGUUAUUCACGUUGUCGAAGGCGGCUCUGGAAAUCUACUUAGUGCGAAAACCGCUCAAGAUUUGGCAUUAAUUCAAUUAGUAAACAAGGUCACGGAACUUGAAACGCCGCCGAAACCGGAACUUUCUAAACCGGAAACUCAGCCCAUACUGCCCGGAAACACGGAGAACACGGAUAAACAGCAGCCAAUGCCUCAUGCAUCGACGCCAAAAUGCGAAGACCAAGAGAUCCAGAAGAUUAUUGAUAAAUACGCAACUGUUUUCGUUGGUGAAGGGAAAUUGAACACUCAACAAGUCGGGUUACAUAUUAAUGAGAAUAUUAAACCAGUGGUUCAACCGCAGCGUCGUAUACCAUACCAUAUACGCAAUGACGUAUCAAAGGCGUUGCAGAAAUUGGUUGUGGAAGAUAUGAUCGAAAAAGUCUGUGACCAACCUACCCCGUGGAUUUCGCCAAUUGUGUGUACCCCAAAGAAGGACGGUGGAACACGAAUCUGUGUUGACAUGAGAGCAGCCAACCAAGCGAUUAAGCGAGAAAGACACAUUAUGCCAACGCUUUCUGAUUUCCGUGCGGAAAUGAAUGGAUCAAAAUAUUUUUCAAAAAUUGAUCUCAAACAGGCGUACCAUCAACUGGAAUUGAAAGAAGAAAGUCGGUACAUAACUACAUUCUCGACGCACGAAGGCCUAUUUCGCUACAAACGACUGAACUACGGAACGAACAGUGCGCCAGAAAUUUUUCAGAACAUUUUGCAACAAAAUCUUAGUGACAUUCGUGGAGUAAAGAAUAUUGCAGAUGACAUCAUUGUUCACGGGAAAACGCGAAAGCAACAUGACGAAUCAUUAGAGAACUGUUUGAAACGACUAGCUCAACUCAACUUAAAAGCGAAACCCGAGAAGUGUAGUUUCCUGCGCAAAGAGAUUAAUUUCUACGGUUUAAUUUUUACGGCAAAUGGAACAAGACCAGAUCCAGCAAGAAUUGACAACUUAGUCAGAGUCAGCGCUCCAAAGAAUGCCAGCGAAGUACGUAGUUUCUUGGGUUUGGCGAACACGUGUCGUGAGUAUGUUCCAGAGUACGCCGUAAUUACUACACCAUUGCGGGAUCUCACAAAGAAAAGUGUUGCUUUCACUUGGAACCACACCCACCAAAGAGCCUUUGAGCAGAUUAAAAAGAAACUGACACAUGCCCCUACCAUGGCAUACUUUGAUACCGAGAAGAGAAGCUUGCUUAUUGUUGAUGGAUCCCCUCUCGGAAUUUGUGCUAUUUUAGCCCAACGUGAGAAGUCAGGAGAGUCGUAUCGCAUUAUCUCCUACGCCAGCAGAGCCCUGUCUCCAGUCGAAAGUCGAUAUUCACAGACUGACAUCGAAGGGUUGAGCCUAGUGUGGGGGAUAGAACAUUUCCGACUGUUUCUCCUGGGUACUGAAUUCGAUGUUUAUACUGACCACAAAGCUCUGGAAGCAAUCUUCAAUAAUCCAAGAUCAAAACCCCCAGCUCGUAUUGAACGCUGGAUGCUACGACUGCAACCGUAUAACUUCCGUGUGAUUUACAAGAAAGGAACAGUUAAUGAAGCCGAUUACCUGAGCCGUCAUCCUACCACCACUCAACGAAAAACUACAAUCGAAGAAAAGAUUGCAGAUAAUUAUGUGAACUACAUCAUUAACAAUGCUGUACCGAAGUCAAUGACACUUCAAGAAAUCAAGGAAGCCACCUUGUCGGACACCAUUCUAAAGAAAGUUUUAGAAUGCUUGAAAUCGGGGAAAUGGGAGGAGGAGGAUGUGGAACUGAAAGCUUAUCAAAUGUGCGCGGAAGAACUAACAGCAACGAAAGCAGGAGACCUUCUUCUCAAGGGGAGCAGAAUUGUUAUACCAAAAGCGCUACAAGACCGUGCGACGCAACUCGGACAUGUCGGACACCAAGGAAUAGAAAAGACUAAGGCGUUAUUGAGAGAAAAAAUAUGGUAUCCUGGAAUGGAUGGUAAAGUAAAGACCCUCGUUGAAAACUGUGUUGCCUGUCAAGCUGUUGGUCCAAGUAAUCCUCCUGAACCUAUGAGAAUCACUCCUACAGCGACGGAGCCAUGGCAAAGCUUAGCAAUCGAUUUUUAUGGUCCUAUACCACACAGUGGACAAUACUUACUUGUCGUGACUGACACAUACUCUAAGUUUCCAGAAGUAGAAAUUGUUACGUCAACUUCAGCGAAAGCCUGCAUCCCGAAGUUAGACUGCAUAUUUGCAACUCAUGGUAUACCGAAAAAGAUUAAAACUGAUAAUGGACCACCUUUUAAUGGGAAUGAUUUUAAAAGAUACAUGGCUGCCUUAGGAAUUGAGUGGAAAACAAGCACUCCGUUGUGGCCCCAAGGCAAUGGAAAUGCCGAAAGUGUGAUGAAACCGUUAGGAAAAGUGAUAAAAACUUCCAUGUUAGAGGGAAAGAAUUGGAGACAAGAACUUCAAAGAUUUCUAUUAAAUUACCGCUCAACACCGCAUGCCACUACAAAGAUACCUCCAUGUGAACUACUAUUUAAUCGAAAGGUGCAAGGAAGUCUACCCGAGCUGUCAACACAAAAUGUCGUAAACAAGCACCAAAAGGCAAAGGAAAACAUUGACAAGAAGAAGAUCAGUAAUAAGCAGUACUACGAUGCCAAGAAAAACACCAAGACAUCCAAGAUCAAGGAAGGGGACAUUGUUAUUUGUAAACAGAAACCAAACAACAAGUUAUCUCCAAGAUUCAAUCCCGAGCGAUUUACGAUCGUGGAGAGGAAAGGCGCAACAGCUACGGCACGAAAUGGCAGACGCACCAUCACGCGUAAUGUAACUCAUUUCAAAGUAGUUAAACCUGUAGACGAACAAAGUAGUGAUGUAGAGAAGUCAACUACUGUGGAAGAUGUACAGGACAACAGGGUCGGAGAUGAUAUGCAGGACUUUAUAGAAGAAAGUCACCCGAUAGCAAGAAGAUCAACGAGAAAUCAACGACCUGUAAAUAGAUUUGGUCACUCAAUACCAUCGGGACUUAUUUCAUAA